Yamadazyma tenuis ATCC 10573 is the source of this 1314-nucleotide messenger RNA. Lineage: Eukaryota; Fungi; Ascomycota; Pichiomycetes; Serinales; Debaryomycetaceae. The record is from RefSeq and is a predicted model, not a curated record.
GUAAUUAUUAUGUCUUCUAUUAUUGCUACUAAUAUUCCUUCCACUGUAACGGUUGAGAAGUUACAAGAAUUCUUCUCCUUCUGUGGAGAUGUCAAAUCCAUCAAUCCUCUUGGAUCUGGCAAGUACGAGGUAAAUUUCAAGAGUGAAAAAGCCCUUUCCACUGCCUUAUUGUUGAACGACGCCGAAUUAGAAGGCAGUUCCAUCAAGGUUGAAGAAAACAAGUUACCUACGUAUGAGGAGGUUCCUGACAAGAAGCCUGAAGAUGUGGGCACCAGUGAUGAGAAAAAGUCAUUCACCGCCACGGGAGAUCAUAACUACGACGACAUUGAGCAGGAAGAAAAGCCCAAGUAUGCCAUUAUGGCGCAAUUGUUGUCGCAAGGAUACGGAAUCAGUGAUCAGAUGAUUGAAAAGUCCAUUUCGUUCGACAAGGAACAUGGAUAUUCCACCCGUUUCAAAGGGUUUGUUAAAUCGUUGGACGAGAAAUAUAUCCAUUUGCAGAACCCUGAAAGCAAGUCUUCCAAGUUGUUGGGAGACUUGGUGGGUCAAGGAAAGGUGGUUUACGGUAAAUUCAACAAGUACUUUGAGCAGUUGGCAGAAAACCCAUAUGGUGCGAAGGUACACGACUUUUAUAAGAACUUGGCAGGGGAUGUGAAAGAUGUACACUUGGAGGCCAAAAGAUUGAACCAGUUGAAGAAAGAAGAAGAUGCCAAGAGUGGUGUUGAUCAUGUCAGUGCCAUAAUUGACAAGCAGUAAAAGCGGUGAUUUUUUACGACUUUUUAUGACUAUUGCUAUUUAGGUUUAAAACAUUUUAACAUUUGUGAAAUUCGCAGUUGCAACCAACUUCAUGCAAGCACGUAUGGAGUAUUUAAAGUACAGAAGGCUCCGUAGGGAAAUUGCUCCACUCCAGCAACAUGCCCUUAAAGAAACUGUACAAGCCCUUUUGGUGCUUAGAUACCCUUUCAUCAAAGCUUUCCCAGAGAUAAAGAAAGAGUAGUAGUACACAAACACCACCAACCACUAAUAACAUACUAACAGCCAAGCUAUGACAUUGUUCAAGACAGGCUUGUGGAAGACAAGCUGAUGACACGAGAGGAUGGGUUGUCGAUUCUUAAAGUAUGGCUUCUCUUGAGGAAUCUUAAUAUGCUUUUGUACGAUAAUCAGUUUGUGUUUGCAGCCGAAGACUUAAUCGAAAGCCUCGGACAAAUUUUGGACACCAGGUUUGCGGGCUUUAGCUACAUAGAGUUUAUGGUAUAGACACAUGAAUAGACGUUUCAGUAACCGUUGUGCAUCCGGGAGUUCGAGCCAAUGAUGUCG